GCCUCUGCUCUUUGCAUAGUAAUAUCAGUUCCUGCAAGCACCCAGCUCGCUCCCGGAGCGGGUCUAAAAAGGACGCCUCUCCAGAGCCCGCCGAAGCCCUCCGUGUGGCGCCGAGAACCGCUGCUUGGGACAUGCGACGGGAAAACCCCGCCACAGCGCAGGCAGUCGCCCCGCCGCGCCGGGGAGAACCGGGCCAGAGCAGAUGGACCCCUCAGAGGAAUCAUCCCUGACUGAGUCUUCACUCUGAGCUGAGACUGCUUUCCCAGAGGGAGACAGCUCCGGGGAGAGUGCUGAGGUUUUCCUGAAGAAUUCCAUGGGGACCGUACCUGACCCUUUGAGAUCGGCUAAAACGUCCUUGCUUGCAGCUUCUGGAAAAGAAGAGGAUCUAGAAGAAGUGCAGCCUGCCUCACCUCGGUCUCGACCUGCCCUCCUCUGUAAGAACACCAAUGGCCUUUCUGGCCCUCCUGAAGGGCCUGUCCUUAGCCCCAGGGCAGCUGCUGAGGCCUUGAUGCAGGCCUUUGAGCAUGAGACCACCCCGCCGGACAUGUCUUCCCCCAGUGUCUUCAGUGAGGUGGAAAAAGCGUGUCCUCCACGCAACUCUCCUGGCAAUACCCAGCUGCCAGGAAGCAGCGAGCCCACAGCACCAGCGCCGUGUUCUGCAGCAGGAAAGGAUGUUCUAGACGAAGCAUUUACAAUGCCAGCCAAUCAACACAGCCACCAGGCCAUCCCAGGCGACCAGCCUAGUGCCAGCCCCUCAGGAGGACCUGAUGAUACGCUGCUGAAAACCCGGAGAACCUCAGACGGGGAGCAGCCUGAAAAGUCAAGUUGUCCUGUGGGCAGCACCCAGGGCAACAGCAAAGCCCAAGUGCCCUGUGAUUUUCCCUCUCAAGAAAUAGUCCAGGGACUGGCGCAAACUGCAAAUACAUCAACGUCUGUGUUCAGCUACACCUCCUCUCCUGGAGGCGGACCUGAAGGGGAGAGGCCCGGAGCCAUUUGCGACUCCCAGACAAGGUCCUGUGAGUCUCCAGCGAGAGAAGACGGGUGUUCUGGACAUACACAGCGCCCUGCCACCACCUCGGACAGCCAGGCCAUGACUUCUGUGACACCUCAACCAUCCCACCUCACUAGCCAAGGGUCCACGUUUCCUCCAGAUCUGGGAAAGGUGCCAUUGCCUACACAACACCAGGUGUCAAGGUUCAAAGAAGCAAGUACAAUGACCAAUCAAGCUGCCGAUGAGGUCCCGGAGGUUGCCAGCAGGGCUCGGCAAGACGCUGAGGUGCAGGCAGUGGCAAGUGUCGAGAGCAGGUCCGUCUCCACCAGCCCCAGCAUCCUCACCGCGUUCCUAAAGGAAAUACCCGUUCCCGAGUGUCGGGAACCACAGGAGCAGCUGCGUGUCAUCUGCCACAGCAGUGGCCAUGGGAGCCAUACGCUGGAGCUGUCUGACGACCUCCUAGCCCCCCAGGAGUCGAGCCAGCGCCCUGGCAUCAUGCCAGAGGUGCACAUCCAGGCAACGGCGGCAGUUUCCACGGCUUGCCAAGGGGACUGUAAGUUGGGGAGCCUCCCAGGGGAGGUCCUUCAAAUCUCCGCGAUCACUGUGUCAUCUGGCAAGGCUCAAGAUAUGUGCAAGAAAGAUGGGGGGUCAGCAGGCAUGGCCCCAACGGGGGAGGAGUCCACCUCCACACAGCUUUCGGACGUGAACUCUAGCUCCCAGAAAGCUAGCCCCACUGACCAGAUUUCUGUUCGCGCAGAAAGUCAGACUGAAACAAAUCAUGAAUCGGGGAAAUUUGAAAGCAAGCCAUCUGAGUUUGCAGUGAAAACCACAGAUGGUCCCCAAACAAACCCAGACUGCCAACUCUCUGACUCUUGUGGCCCUGCCAGCAAAGAUGACCCGUCCCGGAGCAUGGAUCCCACUGGUAAAGGACAGGCAACAGAGCCUGCGUCUCCGUGCAGAGUAAAACAGCAGGAAUGUCGGGGCACCAAUAGCCUCGAAGCCAGGGCAAGGGCAGAGGCCAAGACCCUGCUGCUCAACCCUAAAUCUCAAGAAAGUGCAGGCGCUGGAUCCGCUGCCAGCCCCACGCCGUCCCCAGUCAGGAAGAACCAGGACAGUACCUUGGAAGAAAGCAGACAGACCAAGACGGCCACCAGCCUGAGCCUGCCGGCUGACUCCAUGGGGGACUCCAGCCCAGGUUCCGGCAAGAGGACCCCUUCCCGCUUGGUGAAAGCCAGCCCCCGCAGGGCCAGCCGCGUCAGCGAGUUCCUCAAGGAGCAGAAGUUAAACGUGACGGCGGCGGCCGCGCAGGUGGGACUCACCCCAGGAGAGAAGAAGAAGCAGCUUAGCGCCGACGCCAAGCUGCAGUUGAAACAGUCCAAGCGUGUCAGGGACGUCGUGUGGGACGAGCAGGGCAUGACCUGGGAGGUGUAUGGUGCCUCCCUGGACCCAGAGUCCCUGGGCAUCGCCAUCCAGAACCAUCUACAAAGACAAAUCAGGGAACACGAGAAAUUAAUCAAAGCUCAGAGCAGCCAGUCCCGGAGAUCCAUUUCCUCAGACACUUCUUCCAACAAAAAGCUCAAAGGAAGGCAGCACAGCGUCCUGCAGUCCAUGUUGCAGAACUUUCGACGCCCCAACUGCUGUGUUCGUCCCGCCCCUUCUUCUGUGUUAGACUGAAAGGGAACGUGUAUGGGAACCCUCGUGCACAGUUACGGUAUUCCCAAGUGUCUGUGUAUGUCAGAGCUUACUUAGUUUUUUGUUGUUGUUUUAUUGUUGUUUUUUUGUUUUUUUCUCGAGAGAGAAACCAGUUAGAGAUAGCAAGUAUUAACUAUAAUGGCUAUGGCUUUGUUGGGUCCUUUGUUUAGGGCUCCGUGAAUGAAAAUAGUUCAGUUCACAAGAAAGGACAAGAGAAAAGAAAGAAGUGUUACCGAAGGUUCAUGACCUUAAUUAAGAGGAAGUAAUAUUCACUGGGUUUUUUUUUUUAUUAUGAUGAUGUUGCUUCUGGAACUAGCAUUAUCAUUAAGCGUGUCAUUUAGAAUUACUGCCUCAAUUUAUCACACUCUGGUAUUUCCACUAAAAUCCCUGCUUAAUAUUAAAAAUAGCAAAAACACUAUAAGCAAAAGCACUGUUAGACUCUCUAGUCGUAUUGCAGUAAGAAUGCCACUACCACACAAAAUUUAAAUAGAUGAUAAGAACUAAAAGGUAAAAAAUGUGAAACAAAUUUUGACUCACUCUUAGGCCAGAUGACAUUAACUAAAAUCAUUUAAAUGCAUAAAAUACCAAACAUGAAUUAAUACUUGUAAACAUUUGCAGAUAGCUAUUUUUGUAAACCUUGUUAUACCGUUAAUAAAUGUAAAGAAGUUACGUUAGGAAAAUGAGCUAAGUUUUGACUAUGAAUACCGCCCACAUAAAACAUGAAUUUGUAUAUACAGAUUUCCCUGCAUGGAAGGCAAGGGGCAGCUAGCUCUAUGAUUCUGACUGGAAUAAAUUCAUAUCUCUUUAGAGGAAGUACAUCGACCAAAUUCUUGGAAGGAGUCCUUGAAUUAUUAAUAAUACUAAAGUUUGUGUUGUACAGGUAUCCUCCAAAAACGUCCUACUGAGAGUAUUAAGGUUUCAGUAAAGAAUUAUGAACAGCCAGUUUACCAAACACUCUCUUCUCUGUGUUGAAAAAAAAUAACAAAAGCAAUAUAUUUAAUUUAACCUCCUGAAAACAGGCUGCAGUUUCUAUCUUUCUUUUGACUUGCUUGGUCAAUAGCUACUUGUUCAAUAGUAGCGUCUAAUAGAAAAUGUAGUCGACACCAAAUAGAACAGAAGCUUCCGCACAGUUUUUGUUAUGUAGACGAAUAUCAUGUAAUUGCCAAGUUUCUAAUCUGUAGUAAAAAGGUAGCCUGUGUGAACUUACUGGUUUUAAGAGAAAUACCAUCCUAUCUCAUGCUUCAAAUCCAAUAAAAGAGGCCUUCACUAAAACAGGGUUUGAGCGUCAGGUGGUCUAUAGUUUUUGAGAACAUAGGCAUGUGUUUGGAGCUCAGCCCACACCUGUUUCCGGAAGAGGAGCAUGUCCUUCUCGCCCAGGACUGUCUUGCCAGGGCACCGGGCUGGACGAUCAGCAGUGGCUUGAGAACUGAGAGAGUGUGGAAGAGGGAAAUGAGAUAGAGCCCUGGAAAAGUUUCCCCUCCUAGAUUCAUUGCAGGGACAUCGCUGGUGUCCACCUUGCAUUAGAAAAUCAGAUUGUUUAGCAUGGAAGGGGUGCUCGCUGGUUGCCUUGCCUGAGCUAGUUCCCCUCGAUGAGUCCGAAAAGAGUGUCUGGCCAUGUAUUCCCUCUCUGUGGAAACUUACAAAUGCCAUUGGUGCAGGAAGCUCACAAUUUCUGUUUUGGCCUCUUUUUUUUUUUUUUUUUUUUUUUUUUAAUUAUUCUCUUUUGCAGAUUCUGCAUAUAUAGGGUAAAAUCAUACCUGAACUGUAACACCCACAUGCUAAACUGGGCACAGCCCAAAUUAAUAUAUAGCCGUUGAUUUCUUGCGAAGCAAUUGGAGUGUAUAUGAAGACCGCCUAAAAGGCUCCAGUCCCAGUGCUCCCAGGGCCUCAGAAAUAAAAUUACAGUUGUUAUGCUUGGAACUAAUAAUGAAUUUUUUAAUGAGGUGCGUUUUUCCGUUUCUUACCAAUUGGCCUCUAUUAAGAACAGUACCUGAAAUAGAAAUUGCCAUCAAAUUAGCAAUCACAUUACUAUUAAUGAUGAGAGAUUUAGUCUAAAACUCUCUUUGGGCCUUGAAUAUCCAUUCGUAGUAGUGUUCCUGUGGCUUUUGUUGGAGAUCCCUCUGCCAGGCUCUAGUCUCGCUCUGAGCCCGUCCUCCCUGCCUGUCUCCCUCACACGUUGGCCUCCAUGCUGUAUAUGCACGGAGAACACCCUGUGUACACAGUAGCAGCUGUCAACAGUACCCGCCCCAGACGGGUGGGCCCCAGGUAAUCCUCUGCCGGGAAGUGGCUAGAACAGGCUGUUCCGGCAUUAAAGAAGAAUUCAAGCAUCUGGGAAUAAUAUUUAUUUUCAUGAGUUUGGUGUCACCACAUGAAUUAUAAAGAGCUCAAGUUAACUUAUAAAUUUGUAAUUCUAAAUUUAUAAGUUGUGAAGUUUAAAAAUUAUAAAUAGUUCAAAUUAAAGAUGAAGCAGAGGCCUGAGAGUUGUCGGCAUUUGUCGCACAGGAAACAAAUUAGGAAAAUUACACUGAAUUACUUAAAACUAAAUUCAGCGUUGCGGUGGUGCCUCUCAGGGUUAAGACUUCACGUUUGAUGAAGUACCUCUAACCGGGUUUUUUUGGUACUGGAACUAGCCUUUCCUUCUUAAGCUUUAAUGGUUUAACUCUUCACCUUUCCUUUACCCCCACUCCAGGGAUUGUCACAGAAUAGGAGGAAACCUUUCUUGUUUGGUUGUUUAUUGACUCUUAAGGAAGGAACAGCUUUUCAAAACAGUAAUAAAAUGGACCAUCAAAUGGCCAGUUAAGGAGCCUCUUGAAGAUAAGCCCUGCUUUUGCUAUAGGAUACCCUGAGUACUCAACCACAUAAAACCUUGAUUUGAAGAUUUUCCCUCCCUUCAGUCUGUGACACGGCAUUGACAUGCAGUAAGGCGUUCGUGACGCUUUAGGUUCAUCCAACAAAUGAACGUGGAAAACGGUUUUUGUGGCAGAUUCUUUGAGCUUGUUUGGCUCUAUUCUCACCUUACCUGUAUGACACAUACCAGGUUAAAAGUUGGUUUUAUCCUUAAUUUCUUUUAGAUGUUUUCCUCCUCCUGAAUGCUUUUUAGUCAUUGAAAUAUAUGGAGGAAAUACCUUAUUGGGUAGAUAAAUAUAAAAUAUUUCUUAAGCCAGUAGCAUAAGAGAGAUGGGUUUAGAACACAGUGCCUGGAAGAUAAUGAGACAUUUAAUAUGUUCAGACGCUAUAUGGCUUACCUAGUAAAUACUAGAAUUUAAAUAUUGAUUUUUUUUUCUAUUUUAAUGACCAUAAGAAAUAUGUCAUUGCUUCAGCUAUCCUAUGUUUAUCUUCAGUGCUUUCCUAAUCAUCUCUUUCUGGAUUAUUGGCUUUGAUGCUACAGACCAACUGCUUUACACGUAGUAAAAUCCUCAUUUAUAUUUGUGUUUUGGACCAAUGGCAUAAGUUGAACAUUUUGUUAGGUCAAAGAAACCUUUUUGUUUGCGUCCAAAAUGAAGUAUUUAUAAAAUAUAUUGGUAUGUUUUCCUGCUUGACAAGUUCAGCUGCAUUGAAUAUAACUCAGUUUUUGAUGAUUUCUAAAUCUUUAGAAUUGUCUGAUAAUUGUUAUUUUGGAUACCAGUAUUCUUCAUGUUACUGCUUACAGAGCAAAAGUUAAAUAAACUGUAGUGAAUAUGCAUGUGUAUCAUAUACCCUAGAGUUUGAAUUUUGGAACCAAAUCCUUGAUAGGAGCUUGCCAUUUUAAGGUAGAUAACAGAAGAAGAAAAUGACUUUGGGUUGCCUCUGAGAGUUUUGAGGUUUUAUGGUUCCUCGCUUAUUCCAAUGUUAUUCCUCUCAUUUCUAGGAAUUCCCAUCAUACCGGGAGUACCUGUAUAUACCACAUGAAGAUUAUAAUAUAAUGUGACUUUAAAAUGUGUUUACAGAGAAUAUAUGUAUGUGUGCUGUUAAAGUAAAUUGUUUGGCCUUUGCUGUAUCCACUUAGUUACUGUUUGCUGCCAAAAUGUGAGAAAAUAUCUUCUAUUCCUCCUACGUAUUGUGCAAGUGUUAAAAAAAAAUGUCCAUUUCUAGUAUCAUAUAAUUCACCACUUCCCUUGUCUACCUUGUCUACUUUUUAAGAAUCAGUAUAAAGAAAACAAUACCUUAGGAUAAGAUUUGCAUAUACAUAUAUGUGUUUUUACUGAAAAUUGGGCCUUUGCAGUCAUGGGUAGGCCUCGACUGGUCUGAUUUACUCAUUGUCUACAAUGCUGCCAUGGAAAUGAUGCUGUUUACUCUCUCCUGCUUUGUCCUGAGUGGUAUUUGAGAAAUGAGGCCUGUGAAUUUCCCUUUGUGAUAAUAACAGGGUGAACUGAGCAGUAUCUUGGAUAAAUGAGCUGACCAUCUUGUCCCCACCCCUGUUUUGUCUACACAGUGAAUCAGAAGUCUUGUCUGUGUCUGCUUCAGUGUUUGCUAUUUUAUAUUGAUAUCUGAGCAUUUUGUUUUCUGUUAGCAAUGUUCUUUGAUGCUGUGUGUGGACCUUUUGGUUGAAUCUCUCCAAAUGUGGGUCAGCUGCUGCCACCUGGCAAAUAACAGGUGAUACACUGAAUCUCCUGUCCAUUCUUGUAACUAUAUCCUUCUUCAUGAAAUUCUGCAACUGGCUGAGUAAUUACAACCGUCAUCUGUGCAGACACAUGGGCUUAAGGAUGUCUACAAAAUUUUAGACACUUUUGCAAAAGGGUAAAAAUAUAGUCUUGUAAAUACUGAAACAUUUCCAUGAACUUUAUCCUACUCUUGGGGGGAAAAUUUUUUUUCCUUGGCUACAGAACUAAGAUAAACUUGAUUUGUGAUGACCAAGGACAUAAAUGAAGAUGGAUUGAGGUGGAAAAAAAUCUGUCUCACAAGUAAUCAGUGACAUCUGCCAGAGGUCAUUACAGCUACUCUUAACUGUGAACAUUCACCAGCUAAACUACUUACUUGCCACAACCAAAUAACCUCUCUCAAAGUAAAUCCAGUAUAUCUGUAUAUACAUGUAGAUAGAAACAACAACAAAAAAAUCCUGAAAAAUUACUGUCGACUAUCAGUUAAAUCAAGGUGAUGAUAAUUGUAAAGAACAUUUAAAUCACCAUGGGCCUUGGUGAAAUGACCUUGGAGGCCAGAAUGGUGCAACAAGAUGUUAUUCACAAGUUUGGUGUUUUGUUGUUGUUGUUUGUUGUUGUUUUUUUUUUUAAGACCCAGAUAUCUCAGAUACUUAUCUUGAGAAUAAAGACUGUUGAAAAUGAAAUUAAAGCCAAGCAAUAAUGUGCCAAAAAGAGGCAGUUAAUACCAGCAAGUGCAUCUCUAUGGGCACUCCAUCAUAGAAUAUGGUUUGCUCCAUGAAGACUGACUGUAACCCACAGGAUAAAAUAAGCAAAGGCAUAACUUGUGCUUUCUUGCUAGAAAUACUUGUUUAGGAGCUCCAUUACAGAGGUACAGCACCGGUGAGCAUUAGUAGGGAUACGGUCGACAUCUCUGUCUUCGUGCUAGCGAAGACAAAAAGGAGUCAAAAAGUCUCGCGAGCUUAGAAUUCAAGAUAGCUCCAAACCGAAAUUUCAUUGAAACGGAGAGGUUAGACACAUAGUAAUCACUCUUCCUGGAUAUUUGGGUGUAGAAAACCCACUUAACUCUGCCUAGAGGAUUACCAGCCUUAGCUAUGAAAAAAAAUGGGUUCCAAAUGUAAAAUAACUAAAACAUGAGUACUCUUUUCAAAAGGGGCCUCAAAUAAUGCCUUACAGAAAAUGGUGUUUCAGAUGGGCGUUUCUAAGUACUAAUCCUUCAUCAAGUCUUUUUUCAGUUCAAGCUCAGAAUCAAUUGGCUGCACACCUGUAGGAAUAAGUCACAUAUUUUACACUUCAGAAAAAGAUUCUGAUGACCAGUCAGCAUGGUGAUAAUUACGAUUAGAAAUACCCUAGUGAUUUAGGUGUGCUAAGAAGAAAAAAGUGGGAGAGAAGUGCUAACUUCCUUCUUGAUCUCUUAUGAUGUGGGGAUGUCAUCCUUUUAUUUGCAGGGUGAAAAUUAUAGCUUCUUUUUGAUGUUGCGGCUAGCAUUACUCUUUGUUACUUUAAAAAAUUAAAGUGUCUAUUUAACAAAGCUUUUAAGCACGUAAAUUUUUUUCUGAUUCGUAUCAUUGCUUUAAUAUCCCAUAAAGACUACCUAUAGAGCAAACUGUGCUGAAUGGGUAGAAGGGGCAUACCCAUGUUUAUCAGGAUCUCCUCAUGAUUGUAGUUGAGAUUCCUUAGCAUUUAUUUUAGGCCACAUCUUUGAGAGAAUUGUUUUUCAUAAUGUUUUUCCAUCACCUCUUGAAACUAUGUUGGUAAAUCCGAAGACAGCAGUAUUACAGUCACGCUCUGCCAUCCCUAGAGGAAAGGAGAGACUAAUUUUUGUUUUUCAGGACAUCUGGAGAUAGCUUUUCCUGAGGCUGAGAAAGGUCAACAGGGCCUGAAAACUCAAGAGGGAAAUAUACUAAUAAUUACUAAAUUUCCAAAUGUACUUAUCUCUGCUGUACUAACGUGUGAACAGUAUGUUGUGCAUAAUACUAUAGCUGGUCGUGGUGCGUCAAUACAUUUUGUAAGUGUGUACAGUCUGUGAGUGGUUGGUUUUCUCUUUUUAUGUGUAGAAAAAAAAAUCACAUGCUGUGUCCCAUUUCAAAACCCAGUUCUGCCAUCAAGUAGGCACAUGUACAAACAUGAAUAAAGCCAACAGAAGUGUGUGUAUGUAUUCAGUAACAGAAUUUGUCCUUUCAUUUUUGAAGGUCAGAAAGGGCUGUUUUGUUUGUUUGUUUCUUUUAAUCAUCUCUGAAAGUCGAUAACCUACUUAUCUCAAAGGCUGAAUACAUUGGCUGUACACUGGCAUGUUACUAAAUAGGCCAGCUUAAUUAACCGUGCCAUUUGUCACAGGUAAGGUCAGUUCUUUGACCGCUGGGAUGAUUUACAUUCCUCACACAUCCUUUCUGUGUUUAGUGUGUGACUAGGAUGUACAUACUAUGGGUGUGAUUGUGUACAUACCUUGUAUGAAUUAUCUAAAUCCUCAAGGAGUCGUAGGAAAGCAGGAAAAAGAAACAGUUGUUCAAAAGCCUCAAAAGGGCUAAUCAAUGAGUAUUUUCAUUGUCUGCACAUAAAAAUGUAUACAUGGCAUAACUGUAAAUAGCUUACACAGCUUUAUAUAUAUAUAUAUAUACACACAUACACAUAAAUGCAUUUUAUUCAUACUGUUCAUAUUUAAAAUCACAAAACAACUAAUUGGAAACCGCAUCUUUCCAUGACUGUUCUGUUCUACAUACAUUAAUAUUGAAUCAAAUAACUCUCCAUUAAAUGGUGUUAUACUCCCAGGUAGCAGAUUUGGUGCUUCAGAAAGCUGAGCCUCACUAUGAAAAUCCAGUCAGUGUCUCACUCAGGCAUAGACUGGUACCUGAGCAGCUUCAAAGGUUUGAUGCUACUGUUCAUGCACCUAACUUUGUAUCUGGUAAAGACAAACACUAGGGAGAAUUAAUGUUUUGUAGGCUCCAUUUGUACACUUAUUUGCACAUGCUGGUAAAAGCCCUACCUUUUUUUAGAGAACCGUCCCUAGAUUUCAAAACAGUGUGUAAUCACUUAAAGUGGAAAAUGAUCGUAGGCAUUCUCUUGAGAUUGGCAAAACAAUGUUUAGCAACGCCAAAGAGAAGUCAGAGUGAAAUUUUUUUAAAAACUGCAGACGAUGUUGGUAGGAUAAUAGAAUAUGAACAACCAGGAGUUCCUUAAAUGGACUCAAAUAAGUUACUAUUAUUGAUAACAAGCAAUGCUGUGUGAACUAGAUAACGAGAUGAGAGACAUUAGCCAGGAAACAUCAACACUGGACAUUUGUCAAUUUACCACAAUUCCAAUUGGCGAACUGAUGUUUGAGUUUCUCUCAUUUUUUCUAAAAGGAAAUACUCUAUUAGAGAUAAAAACUCUGAUCUGGUUCCUAAAAUCUAAUCAAAUUUGACCCUGAUUUCCUGACACUCAAAAUUUGUUGGCUGGAUAUUAGGUUGAAGAUCGAAAUGGAUAUAGGAGAGUUCCCAUUAAUAGAGAAUUCUGAGUGGCAAAGUGUAAAAAUAACCACUUCUCAGUAGAAAGUUAAUAAUAUUUAAUACAAAUCUAUGUUUUAGAGAAUGAAUGUGCCAUCUUUAUAUCAUAGAUGAAAAUAAAAGAUUAACCAAUAAUAACACUACAAUUACAACUGGAGCUGUGUUUUUUAACUGCUAAAAACAUACUUGUUUAUAAGAGCAGGAUACCUAAAAUCUUCAUGUUUGUCAAUAUUUCCUAUUGCUUAAAAGAUAAAUUCAUGUAAUUAUUUUGGAAUAUGUGUAUUAAUUUAAAUGCCACCCAGAAAAACUAUAUAGCUGUCAAUGUGAAAAUCAUUUAUGUGUAUAAAUGCUCAACUGAGAAAGACCAAAAGUAUAGUGCUAAAUCUCUAAAGAAACAGUAAUAUUCAAAGUGAAUUCCAUUUAUGAAUGUAUCAAUUUUAGAAUUUAAAUCUAUGUCUUUUCAUGAUGUCUAUAUAUGAAAGUCAUAAAAUGGUUUAUUCAAGAAAGCCCUCAUCCUGCAGGAAUUAUCCUACAUUUCUAGGAAAAAGAUGGAAUCUUAAGGUUUAUAUAAGGAUAAAUCAAGAUUUUGAAAUUAUAUACACUUCUGUUCUCAUUUUGGAUUUGAUUUUUGAAUGAAGGAAGGAAGGAAAUUUAAUGGAUGACUUAGUUUUACCCUGAAAAAAAUUUAAGUAUGAUUUUUUUGCAUUUCAUUUUCCAUAAUAAACAUAAUAUAAAUGAAAA
This is a messenger RNA of Neogale vison (American mink), 11480 nucleotides long. It is a transcript of the gene GPRIN3, whose product is annotated as GPRIN family member 3. Gene Ontology annotation, biological process: neuron projection development. NCBI's taxonomy places the organism in Eukaryota, Metazoa, Chordata, Mammalia, Carnivora, Mustelidae. The record is from RefSeq and is a predicted model, not a curated record. Bases 314 to 2665 code for a protein of 783 amino acids. Gene Ontology annotation, cellular component: plasma membrane. The transcript has 2 exons.